Messenger RNA from Odobenus rosmarus divergens (Pacific walrus), 1780 nucleotides. It is a transcript of the gene ST6GALNAC1, whose product is annotated as ST6 (alpha-N-acetyl-neuraminyl-2,3-beta-galactosyl-1,3)-N-acetylgalactosaminide alpha-2,6-sialyltransferase 1. The record is from RefSeq and is a predicted model, not a curated record. Gene Ontology annotation, molecular function: alpha-N-acetylgalactosaminide alpha-2,6-sialyltransferase activity. The transcript has 9 exons. NCBI's taxonomy places the organism in Eukaryota, Metazoa, Chordata, Mammalia, Carnivora, Odobenidae. The coding region runs from base 1 to 1764 and encodes 587 amino acids.
AUGAGGACCUGGCUGCCUCGACUCAGUCGUCUGAACCUUGCCACCCAAUGGCUCUUUCUUUUGGCCAUGUUGGUCUUCUUCAUCUUCAUGCUGCCCUCCUUUAUGAAGGAGCCCAAUACAAAACCUUCCGGGGAUCAGCACGUGCUCGGCAAGGAGAGGAGUCCGGAGUCACUCCACAAGGCUGCAUGGCAGGCUGCCACCACGGGAGGAAGGACAAUGGCCCCAGGGGGGGCGUCAGCGCAGGAGAACAGCAUGCAGGCCCCCCCGGCCCAGGCCACACCCCGCCCCACCCACAACGACACCAGAGCAGAGGCCAGCGUGGCCACCUCAGCUGGGCCGGCCCCACCGAGGGGUCAGGAGAGGAAGGACACCGUGCUGGACACGCUGCCUCUGAGGGGACAGGACAGGACGGCGGCCUCUGACGGGGCAGAGACACUGUCGCUGAGGAGUCAGGAUGCCGGGGCCAUCAAAGGCAGGCAGGGCCACAACAAGGAGCCCACAGCCACUAGGCCGGAGCCCCCGAACCCUCAGGGCAAAGCGCAGACCACAGCAAGGACACCCGUGCCGAAAAGUCAGGCCAAGGUGCUGACGAGGCCGGGGGCGGGGUCAACGGGGAGGACAAUGAAAGGAGUGACCACAGCGGUCGUCGCCCCCCGGGAGACAGCCCGGGCCACGCCACCCUCCACCCCUUCCCAGAGCCGCACCACACAGAGAAGUCUGCGGGCCACCAACUUCAAGUCUGAGCCCCGGUGGGAUUUUGAGGAACAAUAUAGCUUUGACACGGGAGCCCUAAGAUCGACCUGCCCCAACUCAAUGAAGGUCAAGGCCUCCAAGUCACCCUGGCUCCAGAAACUCUUUCUGGCCAACCUCACCCUCUUCCUGGACUCCAGCCGCUUCAGCCAGAGAGAGUGGGAGCGCCUGCAGCACUUCGCACCGCCCUUUGGCUUCAUGGAGCUCAACUACUCCUUGGUGCAGAAGGUGGUGACUCGCUUCCCUCCGGUGCCCCAGCAGCAGCUGCUCCUGGCUAGCCUCCCCGCUGGGAGCUCCCACUGCAUCACCUGUGCCGUGGUGGGCAACGGGGGCAUCCUGAACAACUCCCACAUGGGCCAGGAGAUAGACGACCACGAUUACGUGUUCCGACUGAGCGGAGCCAUCACUAAGGGCUAUGAACAGGAUGUGGGCACCCGGACGUCCUUCUACGGCUUCACUGCCUUCUCCAUAACGCAGUCUCUGCUUGUCUUGGGCGGUCGGGGUUUCCCGCACGUGCCCCUGGGGAAGGAUGUCCGCUACCUGCACUUCCUGGAGGGCACCCGAGACUAUGAGUGGCUGGAAGCGCUGCUUCUGAAUCAGACCCUGGUGAAAAGUAGCCUUUCCUGGUUCAGGCGCAGGCCCCAGGAGGCUUUCCGGGAAAGCUUGCAGCUGGACAGGUACCUGUUGCUGCACCCAGACGUAAUUCGUUACAUGAAGAACAGGUUUCUGAGGUCGAAGACCCUGAACUCUCGCCACUGGAGAAUCUACCGUCCCACCACGGGGGCCCUCCUGCUGCUCACAGCCCUUCAGCUCUGCGACCAGGUGAGCGCCUACGGCUUCAUCACUGAGGGCCACGAGCGCUUUUCUGAUCACUACUAUGAUAAGUCCUGGAAACGAACGGUCUUUUACAUCAACCAUGACUUCCCGUUAGAGAGAACACUCUGGAAGCGGCUGCAUGAUGAAGGUAUAAUCCAGCUGUACCAGCGUCCCAUAAUUUCCAAACCAAAGAUGUGACUGGAGCCUGGGCCGC